Messenger RNA from Dryobates pubescens (Downy woodpecker), 1330 nucleotides. It is a transcript of the gene CLDN2, whose product is annotated as claudin 2. Gene Ontology annotation, cellular component: bicellular tight junction; plasma membrane. Bases 314 to 1009 code for a protein of 231 amino acids. Gene Ontology annotation, biological process: calcium-independent cell-cell adhesion; bicellular tight junction assembly. Gene Ontology annotation, molecular function: structural molecule activity. The record is from RefSeq and is a predicted model, not a curated record. The transcript has 2 exons. Lineage: Eukaryota; Metazoa; Chordata; Aves; Piciformes; Picidae.
CCCCUGGGCUGGGGCCCCGGCCGCUCACCCUGCCCCAGCCAGCCACCUCCAGUCCUGGGUGACCCCUGGCCACAGCCACCCUCGAUCCCACCCUGUGUCUCCAGCUGCCUCCGUAGCUUCUCCUCCCCCCAGGUCCCACCCACGUGCCGGUGUCCGCACAAAACCAGCACCCCUGGGAGCGGGGUGGAGCCGUGGCACAGCGAGCGGAGCCGGCAGGGCCAUGGGAAGGUAAGCGUGUGGGAGCAAGCCAGACGAGAAGCCGCGAGCCCCAGGGAGCUGCUAGCCAGCCAGCAGCUGCUAGCCAGCCAGCAGCAUGGUCUCCGUGGGGCUGCAGCUGCUGGGCUACGCCGUGGCCUUUCUGGGCUACAUAGGCACGCUGACGGCCACGCUGCUGCCCAGCUGGAAGGUCAGCUCCCACAUCGGCUCCAGCAUCGUCACGGCCGUGAGCUUCACCAAGGGGCUGUGGAUGGAGUGCGCCACGUACAGCACGGGCAUCACGCAGUGCGACAUCUACAGCUCCCUGCUCAACCUGCCCGCCGACGUCCAGGCGGCCCAAGCCCUGAUGGUCAGCUCCUGCACCGUCUCCUCCCUCGCCUGCCUGCUCACCGUCGUGGGCAUGAGGUGCACGAUCUUCAACCAGGGCUCGCCGGGCAAGGACCGGGUGGCGGUGGCCGGCGGCGCAGCCUUCAUCCUGGCGGGGCUGCUCUGCUUCAUCCCCUUGGUGUGGAACAUCCACGCCGUGCUGCGGGACUUCUACAACCCCGUCCUGCCCGACAGCAUGAAGUUCGAGCUCGGGGAGGCACUUUACCUGGGCAUCAUCUCCUCCCUCUUGUCCUUCAUUGGUGGCUUCAUCCUCUGCACCUCCUGCCCUGCCCGGGACACAACCGUCACCUACUCGAACGCCCAGCAGCCCCGGCUGCUGGCAGGCAAGAGUCCCCCGCCCUCCGUCAGCCAGAUACAGAAGACCAAGAGUGAAGCCAACUCCUACAACCUGACAGGAUACGUGUAGCAGCUGUGGGUGGGAACGGGGCUGGCACCUCUCCUGCCUCCCCAAAGCAUCUGGGCUGGCACCAAGGGAGCACGGUAAGAAGAGUGGACAUGGUAGCAUCUCCCAUGCUCAGCCCUCUCUCUCUCUCACAUGCCUGGGGGGCUUGAUUCCACUCUCUCCCCAGAGACCCUGAGAGCUAUGUGACUGCUCAGAUAACCCAGCUGGUGGCUUACAUUGGUGAAGAACUCCAAAUCCAGCUUCUGUUUCCUCCUCCGUGCUGCUAGCUCACAGGCAGCCCCUGGCACAGUUGGACCCCAGCCUGCAGCCCCAACAAACCUGCCU